UGCUGUGUUUUCAGUUUUUAAGAUCACUUUGUGCCGUACGGUUCAGCCUUUUGAGAGCGCACACUGAGCGUGUGUGUGCGUGAGAGAGAGAGUUAGUAUAGGAAGGUAGCAGACGAUAAUUAUUUUGUGUACUUAAUGCAUAAAUAAAAAACAAUCCGAGAUAUAUUAAAUAAAGCUGUGCCAACUGACUCAACUCUUGCCAAAAAAAACACCAAUUUUCAAUUCCGUCUUCGCAUAUCAAUGUCAAGUGCCGUCCGCUCCACCGAAUCCGGGGUCACAAGUGCUCAAGCGGCUGAUUAACGUUCAAUAGAAGCGAGCGCAAAAAUAAAAACAAAAACAAAAAUACAAUAAGAAAUAACAAAACCAAAAAAACAAAUAAAGACUAAAAAAGGUGGAACGGCGCGAAACACGUUUCGUGUUUGUGUUUUCCUAGCUGAAAAAUAAAAACAACAAAUUACUGAAAUUAUUGUUGUUGCAGAAAACAAAUAGUAAAUAUAAAUAAAUUAAAUUAAUUAAAUAAAUCAGCUUCUUGGCCAGAGCCCAGAGUCCAGGGCCAAAGGGAGAAAGCAAUACACGGCAGCAGCACUUGCAAAGAGCCAGCGAAAGAGUGAGGGAGACUGAGAGACAAAGCGAGACGAGUCGAGGUUAUAGUUACCAAAGCGAACCUGAUCUCAAAACUGAAGCAGCAGCGGCAAUAGCAGCCGCUCGGGAAGCGUAACGGCUUUUGCUGCUCUUACCAAAUAUGAGCAUAAGCUGUUAGCCUGGCUUUAGCUAACCACGUAAUUCAAGCAGCCGUAACUUACCAGCAACAACAACAACAACAACAACUACAACAACAACCAUUGAGAAUGGAGCGCUCGCAAAGCUGCAGUAAUUUUGAAGGCGCGCCGGAGGCUGUUGCCGUCAACAAGCCACUGACCGGCAGCAGCGACAACUUGCCGCACAGACUUGCCACCAGCAACAUGUUGCACUAUCCGCCCAGCAAACCGUUGCGCAAACGCAAACGCCUGCAACGUCAACAGUCGAUCAUCGUGGACGAUGCGGAUGACGAGCUGCUAAGCUGUGAAUGCGCCUAUGCCGCGGAUCUGGAGGAGAAUGCCGAUGUAGAUCUGGAUCUGGAUCUGGAGAUGGCGCAGCCAUUGAUCAUGCCACGCCUGACCCAGCGACACAUCUUGGCCAACAACGGACGCCAGCUGCGGCAUGAGGAGUCCUUCGACUCGAGCAGCACAGCGCCAGAGCUGAGUCCGCAGGCGGUGCGCCAGCAUCGCUUCAGCAGUUUACUGUUGCGUGACAGCUCCGUCUCGAUGCAAUCGGAUUCGAGUCGCUAUUCGAGUGUGGACAGUCUGCUCGAGUCACGCAAACCCGACCCGGAGGCCAUACUCAUUAAUCUGGGCUUUGGACCCAUCGGCACCGAGGACAUGCUCGCGCGCAUACCGAAGCGUUUCCUCAAGCCCUCCAAAGUGCCCGGCAUCGAUACGGAAGCGUUUGUCAAGCGCCUGCAGCUGGCCAGCUCGUUGGCCGACUCGAGCGCCCUGGGCUAUCGGGGCCUCACCUACAGCUCCGAUCAGCCGCCCUCGUCGAUUGUGGCCAAGAUCAUGCAGCGCUUCGAGGUCAACAAUCAGCGCAAACAGUCCAUGGGCAACAUCGAGCACACGAUACGAUGAGACAGACGCCGCUCCACACUAUCCAUAUAUAUAAUAUAUCCAAUACAUAUACAACUAUCUACAUAUAGAGAUCUGAAAUUGUGCAACCUAGGCUAAGCUAGUUGUAAGGCGGACGCAGAGCCAGAGCCAGAGCGCGGGGCUUUACCCGACAUGGGAGUUUUUCCAUUACUAUAUAUUAUAUAUAUUAUCGUUA
Molecule: messenger RNA, 1857 nt
Organism: Drosophila hydei
Lineage: Eukaryota; Metazoa; Arthropoda; Insecta; Diptera; Drosophilidae
Gene: olf186-M
Exons: 1
Coding region: 849-1664 (271 amino acids)
Molecular function (GO): signaling receptor binding
Source: RefSeq, a predicted model, not a curated record